Molecule: messenger RNA, 2472 nt
Organism: Fimicolochytrium jonesii
Lineage: Eukaryota; Fungi; Chytridiomycota; Chytridiomycetes; Spizellomycetales; Powellomycetaceae
Exons: 8
Coding region: 1-2472 (823 amino acids)
Source: RefSeq, a predicted model, not a curated record
AUGGCUUCACCGCACGAGAUCCAAACAAAAUUGGAAAAUAUAGUAGAUAGAAUGUCUGAGCAGAUGGAAGCCUACAAAAAAACCGGCCAUUACGAGACUUUGUUUCAUGUGAAAAAGAUGUUCCUAUUGAAAAAGCCUCUUGAAUACUUGCCCCGGAAGUUUAACGACGCAAAACUUUGGAAGCAGUUCCAAGCAACGAUGUUCAAACAUAGAUUUGUUGCAAAGCAUGCUUAUAUUUGCAAUUUUUGCAACAAAUAUCACAAGACUUCGUCAGAUUGCCUAGAGUGCAGCCUUGGAGAGCAAAUCCACAACCACGAAAAUUAUGGUAAAAACUCACCACGAGGUGGAAUGAUUCCCCAGGAGUAUAGUCACUACCAGUAUAAUGAGUGCCAAAAACGGCCGUUAAACAGAGAAGAAAAGCAUGAAGUUGCACAUGUCAACAGACUCAUUCAAUUGAAGAAUUGUAAAUUGCUCGAUGUUGCCACUCGUGAUCAAAUCAAGAGGUAUAUGGAUUUGAGAUUGAACGAUACAAACAAAUUCUAUGUUCAAUUGUAUGCGCGCCACCUUGUCGGCGGUCAAGGAUUUGAGAGGAAUCUACGUUGUUACAGUAUGGAGGACUUGUACAUUGAUCUCGACAUCGAAAACGCAUUUCCAAGCAUUACCUCACAAUUGAGCAAGAAACUGAAAUUACCCAAAUGCAAGAAUUUGACCGAGUACGUUAGAAAGCGUGAUACGAUCCUUCAGAAAUACGGGUUGAAUAAGAAGUCCGUUUUGGAAGCGCUCAACAAAUCAUAUGAAGUUCCCAGUCACCCGUUCAUCAAAAGCAUUCAUAAAUUUAUAUACGAAACUUUCCUCCCACCUUUCAAGGAAAUGCCCGAAUUCCAGGAACUUUGGGCAAUUACCAAGAAAAACAAAAACGACGGAAAUAGGGAUGGUUCGUUCUACAGCAAAGUUCUUCAAUAUCAUGAAAACAUCAUUCUUGGCGAAAUGGAGACGUUCCUGGAGAGCAGUGGUUAUGAAGUACCUGUUCUCGUAUUCGACGGCGUUCAAGUUCUCCGAAACGAAAAGAACUUACCGGUUGACCAGACUCUUAUUAAUAACUUGCAGCAACAUGUCAACAAAACAACUGGCCUUCUCCAUCGUCAUCAAAGAAAAGCCAAUGAACUACGAGAUCAACUUGCCAAAAACGCUAUUCUCCACAGAAGUCAUGAUGCGGUCGCUCGCUUUCUUAUUGUUUUGUGGAGAGAUGAUUUCUACUACAAGAAUAAGGUCUGGUGGUACUUUUCAUCCCAUCGGUGGACUUGCGAUUCCGGCGAGUUCUUUCAACAUCGCCUUUUGACAGAAUUGAUGCCUCUAUUGGAAGAAAAGACAAAAUGGAAAAGUCAUCAAAGCGACGAGCGCUUAAUUGACAAAUUGGAGUUUCGGAAUGGAAAGCCAAACGAUUACUGUCUCCUGCAAAUUGGCUAUGACUAUAUCGAGUAUGAUCCGCAUGAUGAGACAACGGUUCGUUUGGAAAGUCAAAUUGACAAAGUUCUACCGAUUCCGGAAAAAAAGGAAUAUGUUAUGAAAACCUUCGCUUCAUCUCUGGGGUGUAAUCACAACGAUAAGUUCAAUAUUAUGGUCGGCCCGGGCGCACAAGGAAAAUCGUUCCUUGUAGGAUUAAUGACCGAAAGUAUGGAUGUUUACGCAACGAGUUGGAACUCAUCCAUUUUGGUGAACGACUUUAACGGGGACAAAGCGAACCCGGAGUUGGCAGAUGGUAAAUAUAAACGUUUCAUUGAGAUCCAAGAAAACAAGAAAGAAAAAGCCCUCAAUAUGGAGAACGUUAAAAAACUAACCGGCUACGAUCCAGUCCGUGCGAGAAAUCUCUAUGAGAACGGUUCCAACUUUGUCAUCAAAGCAUUGCUGUUUUUGUCCGUGAAUGAUCUACCUGUCAUCUUAGAAGUCGAUAAUGAUCCGGCAUUAUGCGAUCCUGACAAGCAUAUCUAUCUUGCGGACGAGGGAGCCAAACGAAACCGAGGGUUUCAAGCACCGUACUUCAUGUCCAUUCUAAUCAAAUAUUACAAAUUGUAUAAGGAAGAAGGAAUCCGGACGCCGCAAUCCAUUCUCGAUGAUACGAUCAAGUACAAGAGAAAUAACGACAUCUAUCAGACGUUUUUUGAUGAGUGCUGUCUCCAUGCACCUGAAAACAAGAUUCUAGUGGAGGAUAUCCACAAAGAAUGUAUCGAGUGGGCCAAACGGCAACAAAAUAAGAACAUACGCAUUAACCGAAACGAUAUGUUGAAAUGGUUACAAAACUAUGCUAGAUCACAAGAUGAUAUAACUUACAACAAGUGUCUUCGAGUUACAAAAUAUGUAGACGGUAAAGGGAUGUCGAAAGUUUCCACCGGAUUCCAAGGUAUCAAAUUGAACCGAUAUGAGAUGCUUCCGCAACAAUCGUAUUCAGUAUGUGAAGACUCGGCGGAUGAGUAA